Messenger RNA from Zasmidium cellare ATCC 36951, 4095 nucleotides. RefSeq lists its product as uncharacterized. The transcript has a single exon. Gene Ontology annotation, cellular component: membrane. The record is from RefSeq and is a predicted model, not a curated record. Gene Ontology annotation, molecular function: P-type ion transporter activity; ATP binding; ATP hydrolysis activity. The coding region runs from base 1 to 4095 and encodes 1364 amino acids. Gene Ontology annotation, biological process: intracellular calcium ion homeostasis. NCBI's taxonomy places the organism in Eukaryota, Fungi, Ascomycota, Dothideomycetes, Mycosphaerellales, Mycosphaerellaceae.
AUGGACUCAGGCUCCACCACCCAGAUCGGCAGCAACUCGCCGCCCAGCCCGAUGGACGACGACGAUGUGCCCGAGAGGCGCUCCAGCAGCGCCUUCUACCGCCGCCAAUCCAACAUGAGUGAGGCCAGCUUUCUCGAAGAUGUCGAAAUGGCCCAGGAUGAGAUCUUCUCGGGGCCCAUGUCGGAGAGCGUGCCCACUGCAUCUAGUUCAUUCUUUCACAGGCGAUCACGAGCCGACUCCACCGCAAGUUUCGCUUACUACGAGGAGGAGGAUCAAGAGCUCGAUGAGGAGGAGUGGCCUGAAGAGGCUAUCUACGAUGAUCAGGAUCAGCUAGACAGCCAGAGCCUGAAUGGGGAGAACACCUUCAUUGAGCCCGAGGUGGACGAUAUUGACCUGGAGCGAGGGAGCAGCGAAGAUGCUUCUUUGGCAUCUAGGCCCAGGCGAGGCAGUCGAAAGAGUUCUGGAUACUCUAGAAGUUCGCGAAGAUCAGGCUCCUCACGGCGAUCGGCUGAGAGUCCCCUACUUCGACGGCAUCAUUCAGGCGACUCGGAUGUUAGUGGGUUCCGAAGUGGUGGCCGAAUGAGCCAAAAGAUAUACAUCGUCACCGAGGACAUGAAUAUUGUGGUUGCCGGCUUCAAGACGUCGAUGGUAGGCUUUGCACUGUAUGCCUGUCUUUGCGUCCUCACGGGAGGUCUUGCCUAUCUGCUAUUUCGAUGGCUGCCCAAAUGGUACGUUCAAAUCGCCGGGAAGAAGACUGCGCUGUCGCACUGCGACUGGGUGGUCAUCGAAAACCAGUGGGGUGAGAUGGAGGUCAAAGAUAUCAACAGGCAGGAGUUUGGCCAGUCGCUUUCUUCCGUCUUUGGAGUCACGAAGGGCAAACUUCAGGACUAUAACGAGUACGAUGAUCCUAUCAUGGACGAGCUUCGCAUUCUGGACUACCGCUACAUUCGCUUCUGCUACCACCCACUAAAGGACAAACUCGUUCUCGGCAAUACCUGGAAAGAUCCAGCAUGGACGGAUGUGAUCGCUGCGAGAGCUGGUAUCGAUGGCGACGAGCAAGAGAUGCGGCAACGCAUUUUCGGCAAGAAUUCUAUCGAUAUCCAGCAGAAGACCACUGGCCAGCUACUCGUCGACGAGUGCUUCCAUCCAUUCUACGUUUUCCAGAUCGCCAGCAUGAUUCUUUGGUCGCUGGACGAGUACUACUAUUAUGCAGCUUGCAUCUUUGUGAUCUCCGUCAUCAGCAUCACGACCACGCUCAUCGAGACACGCCAGACUAUGAAGCGGCUACGAGACAUUGCUCGAUUUGAGUGCGACAUCCGAGUAAUGAGAGGUGGAUUCUGGCGUUACGUGGAUUCAAGCGAGCUUGUACCUGGCGAUAUCUACGAAGUGACAGAUCCCAACCUUGACCAGCUGCCUUGCGAUAGCAUCCUACUUUCUGGCGACUGCAUUGUUAACGAGAGCAUGCUCACCGGCGAGUCUGUUCCCGUUUCCAAGACUCCAGCUAACGAUGACACUCUUGAGAUGCUCAACUUGAGCGCUUCGACCAUCCACGCUGACGUCGCCAGACACAUGUUGUUCAGCGGUACUAAGAUCAUACGAGCUCGCCGACCGCAAGACGACAAGAACGACGAAGCAGCUGCUUUGGCGCUCGUUGUUAGGACCGGCUUCAAUACGACCAAAGGAGCUCUUGUGCGCUCGAUGCUGUUCCCUAAGCCAUCUGGUUUCAAGUUCUAUCGAGACUCAUUCAGGUACAUCUCGGUCAUGGCGUGCAUUGCUGCCGUUGGCUUCCUGGCAUCGCUUGCCAACUUCAUUCGACUCGGGCUGGCGCCACAUCUGAUCAUCGUCCGGGCUCUCGAUCUCAUCACGAUCGUCGUACCCCCAGCAUUGCCAGCAACCCUCACAAUCGGCACCAACUUCGCCUUGCAACGCCUGAAAGGAAAGCAGAUCUUCUGCAUCAGCCCUCAGCGUGUCAAUGUUGGAGGCAAGCUGGACGUGAUGUGCUUUGACAAGACAGGCACACUGACGGAAGAUGGUCUAGACGUGCUUGGUGUGCGAGUUGUCUCGCGUCCCGCCAACAGAUUCAGCGAAAUUGUAACUGAUGCCUCGAGCCUGCUUCCAGGUGCUGCGUAUGAACGAGAUCCUACCAUCGACUACAACGCCAAUAAGGCCAUCCUAUACACCAUGGCUACUUGCCACUCACUCCGUGUGGUUGAUGACGAGUUUAUCGGUGAUCCUCUUGAUCUCAAGAUGUUUGAGUUCACUGGAUGGCAAUACGAGGAAGGCUCAGAGAUCACUGGCACUGGCGAAGAAGAGGACGACAACUCAUUGACUCCCUCUGUUGCCCGACCUCCACCAGGUAUGGAGUUUGACCUGGACGAAGAACAAGACUCGCCCAAUAGUCGUCGAGCUAUCGAGUUGGGUGUCCUGAAGUCGUUCGAGUUCGUGUCGCAACUUCGCCGUGCCAGUGUCAUCGUGCGGCAGUUCGGUGAUAAGAGCGGCGACGUUUUCGUCAAAGGCGCGCCAGAGGCCAUGAAAGAUAUCUGCCGUCCUGAGAGUUUCCCCGUUGACUACGACGAUCUGCUAGCCUACUACACUCACCGUGGUUUCCGUGUCAUUGCAUGCGCGACCAAGCACAUCUUCAAGCUAAACUGGCUCAAGGUGCAGAAGAUGAAGCGCGAGGAAGCAGAAUCGAAUCUCGAGUUCGCAGGCUUCAUUGUCUUCGAGAACAAGCUCAAGGACACAUCUGCCGACAUCAUCAACGAGCUCGAAGAGGCCAACAUCAGGACUGUGAUGUGCACCGGCGACAACAUUCUCACGGCCAUCAGUGUGGCCAGAGAGUGCGGUGUCAUCGACAAGACUGCUCACUGCUUCGUGCCACAUUUCGUCGAGGGUAAUGCGCACACGGCACUCUCGACUUUGGCGUGGGAAAGUGUCGACAAUCCUGUGUAUCAGCUCGACGAGAACACGCUGAAGCCACUUCCACCCCCUGCUGAGCACGACUCGUCCUUGCCAUAUGAUGUGUCGAAUCUGCGCAAUUACUCAGUCGCCGUCACUGGCGAUGUCUUCCGCUGGAUUGUGGACUUCGCAUCUCCGAAAAUCCUGCGAGAGAUGCUCGUCGUUGGCCAAGUCUUUGCUCGUAUGUCACCUGACGAGAAGCAUGAACUGGUCGAGAAACUGCAAAGCAUCGACUACUGUGCAGGCUUCUGCGGCGACGGUGCGAAUGACUGUGGUGCCCUGAAAGCUGCGGACGUUGGUAUCUCGCUAUCCGAAGCAGAAGCAUCUGUCGCAGCACCUUUCACUAGCCGAGUCUUCGACAUCUCUUGUGUGCCAGAAGUCAUUCGAGAAGGCCGUGCUGCUCUCGUCACCAGCUUCAGCUGCUUCAAGUACAUGAGCUUGUACUCGGCGAUCCAGUUCACCUCGGUCAGCUUCCUGUACGCCAAGGCUUCGAACUUGGGCGACUUCCAGUUCCUCUACAUCGACCUGCUUCUCAUCCUGCCUAUCGCUAUCUUCAUGGGCUGGUCAGGGCCGUACCAGUCGCUGUCGCGGAAACGCCCAACGGCUAGUCUUGUCUCACGCAAGGUGUUGACGCCACUGCUGGGACAAAUCGUCCUCUGCAUACUCACACAAUUCAUCGCGUGGUGGUUUGUCCGAAGGCAGCCCUGGUACCAACCGCCCGUCAUCGACAAGAACCACUCCAACUCGAAGAACUCCGAGAACACGGCGCUCUUCCUUGUGUCGUGCUUCCAAUACAUCCUCUCAGCCAUCGUCCUCUCCGUUGGAAAACCUUUCCGGCAGUCAAUGGCUCACAACCUGCCGUUCGUCGUUACGAUGUUCGUUGCGCUCGCCAUCUCGAGCUACAUGCUCUUCGACCCGGCACCCUGGCUUGAAGACUUUAUGGAGCUCACCUGGAUGUCGGCCGACUUCCGCAUCUUCAUCUUGGUUCUCGCCAUUGGCGCAUUCUUCGUGUCGUAUCUGGCGGAACGCCAAAUCUUCCCACGGAUGGCGAGGAUCCUCGGCAAGCUGGUGCAAAAGAUGAGGCGGACCGCGAAGAAGCGGAAGGAAUAUAAAGUCAUCGCGGAGGAGAUGAGGAUCUAA